CGGGCGGUAGAUAAUCUGAUCUAGAAUUAACUACCAACGACUCCGCUUCCCUACAAACCCACUCACACAAAAUUCCUUGAUUGUUAAUUCAGGGGAUAAUUCCACAUACAUUCUUCAAUAUGCCCGGAGUAAAGCGCGCCGUUGACGCGGGCGAUGAGCGCAAUGGCAAACGAUCCAGGACGAAGACAGGUUCCGUCCCGAAUAAGAAGACCAAGGCUGCACCUGCGCCGGUGAAGAACGCUGCAUUCUCGAAGAAGGGGUCCAAGGUGGAGAAGAAGGAUUCGAAGAAGGGCUCUUCUAAGAAGAAGGUUCAGGUGGAGGAAUCCGAGGACGAGGACGACGAUGAUGAGUUUGAUAUUGAUGAUGUUUCGGACUCGGAGGGUGAGAAUGGACAGGGCGAGGAUAUUGAUAUGGAUAGUGCGAGUGAUGCUCAGGAGGAGCAGGAUGGUGAUGACGAUGAGGAGAUGGAAGAGUCUGAAGAUGCCCCGGCGGCUGAGGAGAAGAAGAACAACAACAACAACUCUCGCGAAUCACAUAUUAAACAAAAAGCCCUCCAACAAGAACGAAAAGCCGCAAAGCCCAACGCCGAUAUCAUUGCCCGGUCCAAGCAGCUGUGGGAGCGUCUGCGCCGCAAGUCCCACGUGCCGCUCGAGGAGAGAAAGAAGCUGAUUGCUGAGCUUUUCGACAUCAUCACCGGUCGUGUCCGCGACUUUGUCUUCAAGCACGACUCGGUCCGUGUUAUUCAGACUGCAUUGAAGUAUGCGAAUGUCGAGCAACGGAAACAGAUUGCGACCGAAUUGAAGGGUCACUACAAGGAACUGGCAGAGUCUCGGUAUGCUAAGUUUUUGAUUGGAAAGUUGAUUGUCCACGGUGACGUGGAGAUCCGGGAUUUGAUCAUCCCCGAGUUCUACGGACAUGUUAAGCGGCUCAUUCGACACCCCGAGGCGUCGUGGAUUCUCGAUGACAUCUAUCGUAUGGUUGCGACAAAGGAGCAAAAGGCGAACCUCCUCCGGGAGUGGUAUGGCCCCGAGUUUUCGAUCUUCAGAGAGGAAAACGCAUCCUCUGACCUUGCCGAUAUUCUGGCCAAGAACCCCGAAAAGCGAGGACCGAUUAUGAACUUCUUGCGCGAACUCAUCAACCAGCUGGUGCAGAAGAAGUCGACCGGAUUUACAAUGCUGCACGAUGCUAUGUUGCAAUAUUUCCUGUGCACAAAGCCUGGCAGCACCGAUGCUAGCGAGUUCAUCGAGUUGCUCAAGGGCGACGAGGAAGGCGACCUGACCAAGAACCUGGCGUUCACCAAAUCAGGCGCGCGCCUGGUGUGCCUCUGUUUGGCAUAUGCCAACGCCAAGGACCGAAAGCUGCUCACGCGAUUCUACAGAGACACCAUCAAGAUGAUGGCGGGUGACCUUAACGGCCACUUGGUUCUUCUGGCCGCCUACGAAGUGAUUGAUGACACUAAGCUCACCGCAAAGAUGAUCUUCCCAGAGCUGUUGAGCCAAGGCUCGUCGGAAGAGGCACGGAAUGAAGAGCUCCUCUUCCAAGUGACCGAUCUGACAGCGCGUAUUCCCAUUCUUUUCCCCUUCGCCGGAGACCGCGUCAAGUGGCUUCUGCCUGACUUGGACAACGAAGUCCUGAACGAGGUCCGUGAAAUCAGAAAAGAGACGUCAAAGAAGGACCCAGCUAUCCGACGCCAGGAACUGCUCAAGGCUGCCUCGCCGACCCUGUUGGAGUUCUUGGCCGCCUGCGCCGAGCCCCUCCUCGAGUCCAGCUUCGGCUGUCAAUUCAUCGCUGAAGUGCUGUUUGAUGCUGACGGAGACAAGUCGGCAGCCCUGUCUGCUGUUGCGGCCGCAGCCAAGACCAAGUCCGACACCAAGGACGCACCUUUUGUUGGACGCUUGCUCAAGUCUCUCGUCCAAGGCGGACGAUUCAACACGACCGAGAAGGUGGUGGAAAAGGUACAGCCCCCGCUCAACUUCCACGCGGUGCUGUACGAGCAGAUCCAGAAGGACAUCAUGACAUGGGCGACAGGCUCCAAUCUGUUUGUGGUUGUUGCCCUGGCUGAGUCGGAGGAGUUUGAGAAGAAGGGCGAACUGCUCAAGACGCUGAAGAAGAACAAGAAGGCGUUGGAGCAAGCAGCGGCCGCAAAGAAGGACGGCAAGAAGGCAGGACCGACGAGCAGUGGAGCCAAGAUUCUGUUGGAGAAGAUCCGAUAAAGGAUUGCAUGAAAACUAUCUGUAAUAUGGGUGUCUAUUUUGUUGUGCAUUUUAGGGAUUGUAUAGGUUUUAUGAUAUCUAGGCAUUAAAAGUAUGGGUUGCCAAUUUCAGAGAUAAAGUACUAUAUAUUCAAAAGAAAUAAGGUACCUUAUAUUAAAUCAGAUCGCGAUAACGCAAAGCAUCGGAAGUGGUUCGAUUGCC
Aspergillus wentii DTO 134E9 is the source of this 2414-nucleotide messenger RNA. RefSeq lists its product as uncharacterized. Gene Ontology annotation, cellular component: nucleolus. The transcript has 2 exons. Lineage: Eukaryota; Fungi; Ascomycota; Eurotiomycetes; Eurotiales; Aspergillaceae. Gene Ontology annotation, biological process: regulation of translation. The record is from RefSeq and is a predicted model, not a curated record. Gene Ontology annotation, molecular function: mRNA binding. The coding region runs from base 120 to 2213 and encodes 697 amino acids.